AUGACCAAAUGGAGGUGGAAAACACCUCACCUUUUCACCGGUGCAUUUUUUCCUGAGGAGAUUUGUCGCGGCCUCAUCGUAUUCGCUAGUCGAUACAAACUGGAGAGUAAUGUUUGGGUUCCCAAAAGGCUGGUGAAAGGCCUGAAAGAAGGAAUCACACUGCUUCCGAACGCUAUUUUGUGCGACGUUUUGUUAAUACCGGGAUGUGCUGUUACUGACCUUGCAGCUCUUGGCCACGAUCGUAUACUGGUUAACGCCGCUCACACGACGGAUGUGGAGUUCUUCGAAGACUACAAGGGCAACAUCGCUGCGGGACUACACGGAUCCUUCCCUCUGUCAUCCGUUGGAGCUCCCUUUGGGGAAUCUCGUGUUAAAGCGUUGAAGUUGAUAGCCGGGAAAGCUUGUUUUAGGAGCCCCUACUGGGUGGGUGAGGGCUGCAGCAGCAGGCGCUUAAUCAACGCGGAGCAAACACCCUUCCAGGGGCGCUACAACCCAAGCGAUUGUGUUCUUUAUGAACCCCAUUCCCUCACAAAUCAACCGUUUCCCCGUCCUAUCUCUAUACUUAUGCGUCGAAAGGCCCUGCGCUGCGGUUAUGUUUCUCGCACAUGGGUUACCAUGGCAGAAGGCGCUUCAUUUGGCGUAAAUGUUUCAAGGGAGGGAAUGAGGGACUAUCCUCCCAUACUUACGUCGUACUUUUCCGGAAAGGGAGGUGCGCACGCCGUGGAGUACUUCUGCGCCGACCAGUUUGAGGACGCCGAUGUGUUUCCGACGAAAAAGGAAAUUGAUUUGGCAGUUGGUGGCGUAACGAUUGGCCAAAUGAAGGUCAGUGGUUUUCCGUUCCUUUCCUCCCUUGCUAGAGAGCCAGUAAGUACUGUCAGGCACCGCUGUUUAGCGGAAGAGGUAGCAAAACUUUCCCUUCCCGUGCUGUUCAGUCUGUCCCGCAUGGCUACCGUCCACUGCACCAAUCGCGAGUUUCAGAAGGCCCUUCAGCGCUUUGCGCUUCUAAGGGGGUACGCCAAUCCCUACUUUGUACUCCACACGGAUGAAGUUGGUGGUGUCGUCCGCUUGAAGCCACGGGAACAGGGCAUAACGUUCGUCACACCAGGAAUUCAUGACACUCAUUGUGGUAUGCAGAGCAGCAGUUGCUUCUUCAACGUAGAGCAGUUUGAAGACCCACUGCACCUCGAAGAGAUGAUAAUGAAGACCCCAACAAUGUUUCUUAACCAGGCUCCUGUUUUUGGAAUUUCGUGCGCUUGGGAGUGUGUACGAGCCCAGUGCGCGAAAAAGACCCUUUCACGGAUGUGGAUACCAGCAACAUUUCUAGACUAUUUAAGCGACCGAUGGACGCUGUCACCGGACGCUUUCCGCGUGGAACACAUGUACAGUGCCUCCGGCCGCCCGUUUGUCAUCUACAACAUGUCGGAUGUGAAGGUUCCUGCUGAAGCCUUGAAAUGGUGGCCAAGUUACAUACCUCAUGAUAUUUUGAAUAAACCAUACAGCGGUACCCUGAAAAGUCUCCUCGCACUGCGUGCUUGGGAGCGUCGUUAUACUUCCGCUCUGUGGGUUCCGCAAGAGCUGGUGGCUCAGCACGGGGCCACAGUGAGGUCACGUAGACGAUGCAAGGGUUACUUAAGAGGGUGCCCCUUCGAGGAUGAAAAGGGCGUCGUUUUCGGCGGAGGGCUGUUUGUAAAUAUUGAGGAGGUUGAAAAUGCCGAUUGGUUCUUCACAACGCUGCGCAGUGACAGGGUUACUGCCUGUGACAUUGGUGUUUAG
Trypanosoma brucei brucei TREU927 is the source of this 1773-nucleotide messenger RNA. RefSeq lists its product as hypothetical. The transcript has a single exon. The record is from RefSeq and is a predicted model, not a curated record. Bases 1 to 1773 code for a protein of 590 amino acids. Lineage: Eukaryota; Euglenozoa; Kinetoplastea; Trypanosomatida; Trypanosomatidae.